Molecule: messenger RNA, 977 nt
Organism: Penaeus monodon (black tiger shrimp)
Lineage: Eukaryota; Metazoa; Arthropoda; Malacostraca; Decapoda; Penaeidae
Exons: 3
Coding region: 14-376 (120 amino acids)
Cellular component (GO): membrane
Source: RefSeq, a predicted model, not a curated record
CACUUCGCCGCCCAUGGACAAGUCAGCUGACGGCACGCCCAUCUGCCUCACCUUCUGGUACGCCUACUUCGGUGCCAGCGAGAGCACGAAGCUCAAGAUCAGCAGGGAGGCUUACGACAAGAAUGCCGAGGAAGGAGAGGAAGGAGGAGACGCUCAGGAGAUCUGGUCUUUGGAGGCGGCUAACAUCGGAACGCAGCGCCCCGAGUGGCAGUUCGGACAAGUGCAGGUCAACACAGACACCGACUUCCGCGUCAACAUCAUAGGAAUGGCCAGCAACGGUGGUUUUGCCAUCGACGAUAUCAAGACUUACGGCGGAGGAUGCAGACUACGCCCUGAGGAUGCCGUUGCAAACGGCGAGGAGACUGCGACCGAAUAAGCUUAAGGAUAUACACAAAGAUUAGAUAUAUUAAAGACACAUAAAGUUGAUGAGAAAAGAAACUGCCCUGGAAGUCUGCCGCACCCGUUAGACGAUUCAGUGUUGUUUCUAUGAUAAAGAUUUGAUUAAGAAAUGGUAAAGAAGUUGUCUAUCAAUUCUUCAUUAUUUUAAGUUCUUAUAAUAAGUAACUCUUUUCUUAGCCAUUAAUGAAAAUCUGUAUGGAACAGGUAACUACCAAAGAAUAUUUGGCUUGUGGUGUAUGGUGCUUAAACUUUAUUGUCACCUGAGAGACUACCUGUUUUUUUGUUAGACUGAUAUAAAAUUACGUGAAGAAAAAUAUUGUAAAAUGUUCAAAUGUCUACAUAUUAAAAAAAAAUUACUAUAUCCAUUCUUAAAUGAUGUAAUGCCAUUUAUAAGUUUCAUUACUACAAAAAGGUAAAAAGAUAAAGUAUACAUUCUCUUCCCUCCUCCAUCCAUAAAGUAAUUAUCUGGUAUGGUGAUGCCUGGGUACAAAUUAUCCUUAUUCUUAUACUCUUUACUUAUACUUGUAACUUUGAAUACUUGUCCUAUUAAGGUUAAACAAAGAAAAUACCAAAAAAUA